AUGAGCACUCCAACUGAUCAGAAAGAAGUUAUGGAGAAAGGAGAAGCCUCCACUGAUCAGAAAGAAGUUAUUAUGGAGAAAGGAGAAGCCUCCACUGAUCAGAAAUACAACGAUUGGAUUGCAAAAGUCGAUGACAUGGUGGAAUGGCUCUACGAUUAUUGCGACACGCAUUUCCGGCCAACUUUAGAAGAGAAAAUCGCUGAUAUGGAGUACCAAAUCGGUAUGUGUAUCCACGCCCUCGAUUCAAUUCCUCAAGAAAAGAGGCAAUCGGAAUUUGAAAGUGCAGUGUUUGAGCUUACAAAAGGAAGAUUGUAUAAUUCAAUUCCUGGUUGUUACAAGGAGGAGGCAGAGCAUCAUCUAGUGAAUGCUACUAAUUUGGUACCGUAUCUGCUGGACGCUUGGGUUUCCCUCGGCAUCUGCUUUGCCAAGAAAAGAGAUUACCCUAGAGCUAAACACUACUAUCAGUUUGUCCUUACAGUGAAAGAAGACAGCAUGGUUUUACGGCAACUUGCAGACCUUGAACUGCUGUAUGCACGGGUUGCUGAUAAUCCACCACAUCAUAUUGACGAAUGCAUCAAAUAUGCCCAAAGGGCAUUCGCUCUGGAUGACACGGAUGGAUCUUGUUUAUAUAUCUUAGGAAGUGCAUAUUUCUCUUCCUUUAUUCUGGAUGGAGGAUGGAAUCACGAUAAUACUCUAAGGUCAUUAGAAGCUUAUGAAAAAGCUGAGAAAACUCAUGAAAUGAAGUCAAACCCUGAGCUUCAAUAUGAUUGUGGCAUUGUGAAUAGAUUUCUGGAGAACUACAACAAGUCCCUCAUUUGUUUAUCAGAUGCUGCAAUAACGGAUCCUUCUCUUGAUGUGUUACAUCAACUGAAAAUGACGGUCCAGCUUCUUGACAAAUUAGAAGGAUUAGUUCAGGGUAAGAGUAAUGACAAGAGUAAGGGGAAGAUUAAGGGAAAGAGUAAAGGAAAGAGUAAGGGGAAGAGUAAGGGAAAGAGUACGGAAACGAGCUUAUCUUCCCUGAUCCAGUCACUUGAUACUAUUGAUUUGAAUCCUUCAUACAACAGAGCAACUUUGGAUGUCUUAGCUGAAGGCCCUAACAAAGGGCUUGCAGUUAUAGGAGCAGUCCGGUGCUUGGUUAAGUAUGAGUAUAGCACUCCAUUAUACCAUGUGCUCUGUGACUCCAAUGAGAAUAGUUUUGUACUUACAGUGUUUGGCAUACAGAAGGAAGCGAUUAAACAAGGAGAUCAGGUCACACUAUUGGAGCCCUUUUGCAAAUUUGUUGAUUUUGAAUGGGAGGGAAAGCACUAUCAAUUCACAUCUGUGCGAGUUAAUCUUGUGGAACAGGUCCUUGUAAAUGGAAAUGCUCUAUCUCCUAGUUUUGCUAUACGUCAACCAUUACGAUUAUACGCAUAACCUUCUGUCAAUGUCUGUAAGAUACCAACAUUAAUAAGUGGGAUUCUUCAUAUACUUAACUAGGCAAAAUACUCAAAUGCUUGUUUACUACAUGUGGCAACUUGAUAUGAGAUUAACUCUACUGCCUUAUAUUCAUCUUCAUUUGCAAAA
Messenger RNA from Solanum verrucosum, 1563 nucleotides. RefSeq lists its product as uncharacterized. The transcript is spliced from 13 exons. Gene Ontology annotation, molecular function: protein binding. NCBI's taxonomy places the organism in Eukaryota, Viridiplantae, Streptophyta, Magnoliopsida, Solanales, Solanaceae. The record is from RefSeq and is a predicted model, not a curated record. The coding region runs from base 1 to 1413 and encodes 470 amino acids.